Messenger RNA from Drosophila kikkawai, 1047 nucleotides. Its product is annotated as very long chain fatty acid elongase F. The record is from RefSeq and is a predicted model, not a curated record. Gene Ontology annotation, molecular function: fatty acid elongase activity. NCBI's taxonomy places the organism in Eukaryota, Metazoa, Arthropoda, Insecta, Diptera, Drosophilidae. Gene Ontology annotation, cellular component: endoplasmic reticulum membrane. Gene Ontology annotation, biological process: sphingolipid biosynthetic process; fatty acid elongation, saturated fatty acid; very long-chain fatty acid biosynthetic process.
GCGCGCGUUUUGUUGCACAUGCACAGUGUGACCGUAUGUGGUAGGCAAAAAUACUCUCCCUUGGAAGAGUGUCCCUAACGGCUGGUUUAAAUCAGAACCCGUUACAAAAUAUUUCUACAAAACCAUGAUUUAAACGUCCAGUUAAAGCUUAAGUGGUGAGCAGUCCUAUAAUUCACUGUGUAUCUGAGAAUCUUAGAGCUAACAUGUUCGAAAUAUUCCGGACUCCCUAUGUCGACUCCAAGCAGCUGCCGUUGGCCACCGGACCCGUCCCCAUUUUGAUCAUUAUCACGGGCUACUUGCUAGUGAUCUUCAAGGGCGGCAGGAAGUUCAUGAAGCACCGGGAAGCGUAUAAGCUAAAUGGUGUUCUGAAGUGCUACAAUAUGAUUCAGAUACUCUACAAUAUAGCGAUGCUCUUGCCAGGAUUCUAUUUCCUGUUCGUGUUCCGGCCAUACAAUUUCAAGUGUAUGAAAGUUUUGCCGCAGGAUCACCCCCUGAAGAACUGGGAACGCACCAUUGCUUACGCUUACUACAUCAACAAGAUCGUGGACCUGCUGGACACCUUUUUCAUUGUGCUCCGCAAGAAGUAUCGUCAGAUAACCUAUCUGCAUGUGUUCCACCACGUCCUGAUGCCGUCUGCAGGAUACUUAAUCAUUCGUUUCCAUGGCUAUGGAGGACACUUGUUUUUGCUUUGUUUCUUAAACGUCAUCGUGCACGUGGUCAUGUACUGCUACUAUUACUCGGCCAUCGCGGGCAGUGCUGUGCCCUGGAAGCGGUAUCUCACACUGCUCCAGAUGUUGCAGUUCAUCCUCAUGUUCGCCCAUUGCGCCUAUACUGCCGCCCAGCCCGAGUGCCAGACAUCACAGGGAAUGACCUUUUUGUACAGCUGCUCCUCCGCGAUCAUGUUAAUCAUGUUUACCAACUUUUAUGUCCAGUGUUAUAUGCGGAAUUCUAAGCAAAAGGAGAAUUGAGCCUGUGUUUGUACAUUUUUCACUGAUUUUGUUACAUUAACUUUUAUUGAUUUAAUUAAGAUGUUAUAUUGGCAUAAUA